Messenger RNA from Antechinus flavipes (yellow-footed antechinus), 1469 nucleotides. It is a transcript of the gene LAT2, whose product is annotated as linker for activation of T cells family member 2. Gene Ontology annotation, biological process: calcium-mediated signaling; B cell receptor signaling pathway; B cell activation. The coding region runs from base 137 to 739 and encodes 200 amino acids. Gene Ontology annotation, cellular component: plasma membrane. The transcript is spliced from 13 exons. The record is from RefSeq and is a predicted model, not a curated record. NCBI's taxonomy places the organism in Eukaryota, Metazoa, Chordata, Mammalia, Dasyuromorphia, Dasyuridae.
AAGGUGACAGGAAGCCAGCAGCCUGCCUGCCAUCCUUGUGUGUUGGUGACAGCAGAGAGAGCAGGGAGCCAGAGAAGGAUGGGCCUCCCAGAGUGAGGGCAGCUGUCGGGCUCCUAGGCAGAAGACUCCCAGAGACAUGGACCAUACCGAGCUGCUCGGGGCCGGAGCCUCCCUUCUGCUCCUUGGGGCUGUGGCGGGCAUGUGCGUGUGGUGUCCCCGCUUAGGCACGAGGAGGUCCAAGCAGAUCUUUUAUGAGCAGAGGGACGAAGGACGGCAGAGUUUUGCGGUGGCCCGGGCCUUUUCCAUUGCAGGCAUGGUCCCCGAGACGGCCGAAUACUCCGCCAUUCAGUGCCCCGAGCCCAGGAAGGACAAAUGGCUGUACUCCAUGGCUGAGGCAGAAGAUCCUGACACCUCCAGGUAUCAGAACCUCAGGAAAGGAAGCAGAAGAGAAUCCGAGCCCUCCUAUGUAGAUCCCAUUUCGACAGAUUAUUACAACCUUGGGCAGCUCCCGAAGCAACUAAAAGACGACGAUGACACGAUCUCCUACGAGAACAUCCUGAUCUGCAGACCCAUGGAGGAAGCGGCGGCGGAGGAAUCGGCGGAUUAUCAGAACUCCUGUUCCAUCGAGCAGUGGAGACAGUCGGUAAAAGUGGAAAGUACGCGCCCCACGCUCGGAAGCCCGGAGGACGACUCCAGCGAGCCAGAUUAUGUGAAUGGAGACGUGGGCUUCGUGGAGUAAGAAGUGAGCAAACCUGUCUUUGGGAAGCCCCGGCCUGCCCGACCUGCCCCACCCAUCCCAGCCGAGUCCCGGAGGAAGGACGUCCCUUCCAACUCACCCAGGAGCCGCUGCCCUCGUCCUCCCCUCCCGGAGCGGCUCCGCUUGGACAAAGCCCCUGCGAUCGGCGGGCGGCGGCACCAGGACACUGUGGACGGGACCCACGGCCCAGCCGGCCGAGAAGUUCAUCCUCUACGGGCUGGGGGGGCUCGGGCAGGUGAAGGAAGGCCCCGGAACGCCUGGUGUCCCCCCACCGCGGGGCCAAAGGUCUGCUUUUCAUCGCCCUGGUUCUGUCUUGCUUGCUUCCCGUCAGAAGGAGGGCCUUUUCCCAGCGGUAAGGUGGAAGGAGCCCUAGGUCUGUGAGCAAAAGGCCUGGGUUCCGAUUUCACCCUUUGCUUCCUGACCUGCGUGCCUUUUAGGCAGGUUUCUACUCACUGGACCCGUUUUCUCAUCUGCAAAAUGGGGGUUUGGACUGAACAGCCUCCAAGAGCUUUCCAGCCCUAAACUUCUGAUCUGGGGAAGAACGUCCCUCCCUAAGGGGGCCAGAAGGCAGCCCCCGAAGCCCUUCCUGGGCCAGGAGUCUGUGUCCAGCGGGCAGAGCUUUUCCUUCAUGCGUUAUUUAUGUAGGUGGGCCUGUACUUUAUAUUGUAAUGACCUGGAGGCUUUACCUCUAAUAAAGCAUUACAGUCCUGUU